CGCCGGCGGCUGUGACGCGAUCGGCGGGCGCGGCGGGCGCGCGGGCCGGGCCGGACAUGGCGAGCAUCACGCAGCUGCUGGACGAGCUGUGCGAGGCCGCCCUGCCGCCCGCCCGGAGCGGGGUGAGCCGCGCGCGGGCCAAGCGGAGGCUGAAGCGGGCGGCCUACGGCGCGCUCCUCGCUGGCCUCUUCCGCGACGAGGCGCGCCCGCUGCCCGCGCCCGCCGCGCUGCCCGCGAGGAACAGGUUGCUCAUGCUGUCGUUCGAGCUGCGCGUGGGCGGCCUGGGCGCGCGCGCCGACCGCCUGGAGGAGCUGCUGGCGCGGCUGGGGCCGGCGGCCGAGGGGCACGGCGCGCUGGACCUGCUGGUGCGCCUGGCCGGCAGCGGCCCCCCGCAGGCGCUGCCCGCGGCGCGGGGCGGCUGGGCGCUCGGCGAGCCCGCGGGCCGCCGCCUGCCGCACGCCGGCUACGCCUGCUGCGCCCUGAGCGCGGCCGAGAGGGACGCCUGGGCGCUGCUGGCCGGCGAGGAGCGUGUGUGCCGCAGCAUGGUGCAGGAGAUGCUGCGGACCAUGGAGGCCGCCCCGGGCACCGGCCUGCGCACCGCGGGGCCUGGCGCCUUCGGGGACGCGGCUGGAGACCGAUUGCACAGGGACGCGCGCGACAUGGACGUCCGCCUGGACCUGCCUCCCGUGCCGGACAGCGCAGACCUGUCUGGACUGGCCAUUAAGGUCCCGCCAAGCCUGGACCCAUGGGAGGAUGAAGGCUUCCAGUCGGCGUCCAACCUGACUCCAGAUUCCCAGUCUGAGCCCAGCGUGAGCCCAGACGUGGACCUGUGGGAAGCUGCGCUCACCUACGAACCCAGCCGGCGGAGGUGCUGGGAGCGGAUUGGGUGGCCCCCUGGCCACCAAGAGGAGCCCUACCUCACUGAGGCGGGAAGGGACGCCUUUGACAGGUUCUGCCGGCUCCGCCAGGGGGCGCUGCAGGUGCUCAGCGGGGGUCUGCCGCAUGCGCCAUCCCCUGUGCAGGUGGAGGAGCCUGAGCUGGUGAAGGACGUGCUCAACAUCCUGAUUGGGGUUGUGUCCGCCACCUUCUCCCUGUGCCAGCUCACACAGGCCUUUGUGGUGAGGCGUGGCAUCCAUGUGUCGGGAGCGUCCCCUGAGAGCGUCAGCAGCCUCCUCUCAGAGGUGGCCGAGUAUGGAACUUACUACAUGCGCCUGAGCCACUUCUCGCUGCAGCCCGUCUCCGACUCCUUGUACAGCAAGGGCCUCGUAUUCCAGGCCUUCAGCAGCGGCCUCCGGCGGUACCUGCAGUACUACCGGGCCUGCGCCCUCUCCACGCCGCCCACCCUCAGCCUGCUCACCAUCGGCUUUCUUUUCAAGAAGCUGGGCCGGCAGCUCAGGUACCUGGCUGAGCUCUGUGGUGUGGGCACUGCACUGCCAGGGACCAACGGAGGAGGGCCCAGGGCUGCGUUCCCAACUGGUGUGAAGCUGCUGUCCUACCUGUACCAGGAGGCCCUGGACAACUGCAGCAACGAGCACUACCCCGUGCUGCUGUCCCUGCUCAAGACCAGCUGCGAGCCCUACACACGCUUCAUUCAUGACUGGGUGUACAGUGGAGUCUUCAGGGACUUCUACGGGGAGUUCAUGAUCCAGGUGAACCAGGAUUACCUCGGAUGCAGAGACAAGUUGUACUGGAGCCACGGCUACGUGCUCCUCUCGAGGGAGGUGGAGGAGUGUGUACCUGUGUUCCUGAGGCACAUCGCCCACGACGUGUAUGUGUGUGGGAAGACGGUCAACCUGUUGAGACUCUGCUGCCCACAGCACUACCUGUGCUGGUCCAGCAUCCCAGUGCCUCGGAUCUCAGUCAUCUUCUCCCUGGAGGAGCUGAAGGAGAUCGAGAAGGACUGUGCCGUGUAUGUGGGGCGCAUGGAGAGGGUGGCCCGGCACAGUUCCAUCAGCAAGGAGGAGAAGGAAUUACGCAUGGAAAUUGCGAGGCAAGAACUGAUUGUCCAUGCCCGGGAAGCGGCUUCCCGGGUGCUGAGCGAGCUGAGCGAUCAGCAGCUGUCGGAGCAGAAGGCCUUGGAUGCCCAGAAGCGAGAGCAGUUCCAGAAGCUGAAAGAGCAAUUUGAGAGGGAGCAGGAGAGGCGCCUGGCGGCCCGACAGGAGGAGCUGGACGACGACUUCAGCUACGCCCGUGAGCUCCGCGACAGGGAGAAGCGGCUGCGGGCCCUGGAGGAGGAGCAGGAGAGGAAGGCCAGACAGGCGCUGGAGGACCGUUACAGCCGGCUCUCUGCUGAGGCAGCACGGCGCGAGCAGAAGGCGCUGUGGCGAACCCAGAGACAGCGGCUGGGGGAGGCGCGGCUUCGCUUCCUCCUGGAAGACGAGAGACAUAUCCAGGCAUUGCUGGACACGGUGUCUGAGACAUGCACAUCUCCGGUGCCACCUGGGGUGGACCCACCGCACUCCCAGGUCACGUCGACAGGCUGUGAGCACCCACCAUCCCCCAGCUGUGACUCUGGACCCUCCUCGGCCAGCCUCAGUCUGGGCCAGUGUGUGCCUAUGCUGCUCCCUGUCCAGGCCCCGGAAGUGGGGGCUGAAACCUCGGCCGGCCUCAGUCUGGGAGACUUCCUGCCCUCCAGCUCUGAGGGGCAGCAGCCUUCCCACACUGUUGUGGCACCUCUGCUGGAAGAAGCUCUGCAGACCGUCAGCUCCACCAUGCUGUCCCAAGUCUCUGGGGAGACCCCUGCCCUGGCCAGAAUACAAACCUGCCUCACCAGAUCCGACGCCAGCAUCAGGGUUGGGGAGAACGUGUCAGACGUGGCUCCCGCCCGGCCCCGGUGGAGUGUCCACGGGCACGUGUCCGACGCCAGCAUCAGGGUUGGGGAGAACAUAUCGGACGUGGCCCCCGCCCGGCCCCGGUGGAGUGUCCACGGGCACAUGUCCGACGCCAGCAUCAGGGUUGGGGAGAACAUAUCGGACGUGGCCCCCGCCCGGCCCCGGUGGAGUGUCCACGGGCACGUGUCCGACGCCAGCAUCAGGGUUGGGGAGAAUGUGUCGGACGUGGCCCCCGCCCGGCCUCGGUGGAAUGUUCACGGGCACGUGUCCGACGCCAGCAUCAGGGUUGGGGAGAACAUAUCAGACGUGGCCCCCGCCCGGCCUCGGUGGAGUGUCCACGGGCACGUGUCCGACGCCAGCAUCAGGGUUGGGGAGAAUGUGUCGGACGUGGCCCCCGCCCGGCCUCGGUGGAAUGUCCACGGGCACGUGUCCGACGCCAGCAUUAGACUGGGGGAGGAUGUGUCGGACGUGGCCCCCACCCGGCCUCGGUGGAGCGUCCACGGGCAGCCCCCUCAGUUGCACCUGAUGCUGGGAGGGCCCUCCCCAGAAACCAAGGCCAGCACACCUAGUCCCAGCCCCCCUGCGUUGCAGUCAGACCUCAGCCUGGAUGGUGAGCUGCAUUCCUGUGAGGGGGCUCUGCCCGCUGUCUGCCCCUUGGGUCCAGGCAGUGGGGAGAGUACCACAGCUGGGCUGGAUGCCCCCCAAGAUGGUGACUUCGGGGAGGCGCCAGGUCAGGGUCCCAGGAGGGGGGACACUGAAGACACCUCCCCACCUCUGCCCCUGAACUCACAGGAAAGCUCAGCUGCCCAGAGCAGCCCGGGCCUGGUGGAGGCGGAGGCGGAGGCAGAGGCAGAGGCCCGGCGCCGCGACUGGGAGCAGGCCUACCUGGCAGGCCUGGCCAGCCAGUACCACCCAGAGCACUACCCCGACAACUACGAGGCCAUGUCAGAGGCGCCUGCCGCACACUUGAUCCGUCAGCUGCGUCCCCGGGCCUCUGCCUUCCCGGUGGACCCCCAGGUGCAGUCGGCCACAGAUGAGGCCGCCGUGCAGCUGAGCGAGCUGCUGACGCUGCCCGUGCUCAUGAACCGCUCCCUUUCGGCCCCACUGGCCGCCCACAUCUCCCUGGUGAACAAGGCCGUGGUUGACUACUUCUUUGUGGAGCUGCAGCUCGAGGCGCACUUUGAGGCGCUGCGGCACUUCCUGCUAAUGGAGGACGGCGAGUUCGCCCAGUCCCUCAGUGACCUGCUGUUUGAGAAGCUAGGGGCCGGGCAGAGUCCUGGGGAACUCCUCAGCCCGCUCUUCCUCCACACCGUGCUCAGCAAGGCGCUGCAGUGCAGCCUGCACGGGGACUCGCCGCUCGCUGCCAACCUCUCCUUCGCCCUCAAGCACCUGCCCGAGGCCUUCGCCCCGAACGCCCCUGACGUGCUAAGCUGCCUGGAGCUCAGAUACAAGGUGGACUGGCCCCUCAACAUCGUCAUCACCGACGGCUGUCUGAGCAGGUACGGCGCCAUCUUUUCCUUCCUGCUGCAGCUGAAGCUCAUGAUGUGGACGCUCAAGGACAUCUGCUUCCACCUCAAGCGCACGGCCCUGCUGAGCCACAUGGCGCACUCGGUGCAGUUCCGCCAGCUGCAGCUGUUCAAGCAUGAGAUGCAGCACUUCGUGAAGGUCACCCAGGGCUACAUUGCCAACCAGAUCCUGCACGUGACCUGGUGCGAGUUCAGGGCCAGGCUGGCCACCGUGGGCGACCUGGAAGAGAUCCAGCGGGCCCAUGCCGAGUACCUGCACAAGGCUGUCUUCAGGGGUCUGCUGACCGAGAAGGCUGCCCCGGUGAUGAACAUCAUCCACAGCGUUUUCAGCCUUGUGCGGAAAUUCCGCAGCCAGCUCAUCUCCCAGCCCUGGGGCCCGGCCGGCGGCCCCCGCGGCUCCGAGCACCCCAACUUCGCCCUCAUGCAGCAGUCCUACCAUGCCUUCAAGUACUAUUCCCACUUUCUCUUCAAAGUGGUGACCAAGCUGGUGAACCGCGGCUACCAGCCACAUCUGGAGGACUUUCUGCUGCGCAUCAACUUCAACCACUACUACCAGGACGCCUAAAGCCCACGGCCCAGGACGCACCUGUACACACGCACCCAGUCGGCCCAGUGGCGGCUGUUGCUGGCCUGCAGGUCUGCUGGACUUAGCUGCUCCAGCCGGGCCCGCUGCUCCAUGCGCUCCAGCUCACGCGUGACACUGGCCUGCCC
Messenger RNA from Ochotona princeps (American pika), 5068 nucleotides. It is a transcript of the gene TUBGCP6, whose product is annotated as tubulin gamma complex component 6. Gene Ontology annotation, biological process: meiotic cell cycle; microtubule nucleation; spindle assembly. NCBI's taxonomy places the organism in Eukaryota, Metazoa, Chordata, Mammalia, Lagomorpha, Ochotonidae. The transcript is spliced from 26 exons. Gene Ontology annotation, cellular component: centrosome; gamma-tubulin complex; spindle pole. Gene Ontology annotation, molecular function: microtubule minus-end binding; gamma-tubulin binding. The record is from RefSeq and is a predicted model, not a curated record. The coding region runs from base 57 to 4922 and encodes 1621 amino acids.